CUUAACUUGCGUAGAACGAAAUAUCUUGAUAAUCAUCUCAUCUUAAAAAUGAAUUUCAACAUGAAGUUAGCCACACUUCUGUUGUGUUUCAUGACCGUGGUGAGGGGGGAGAGAGGAGGGAGGGGAGAGAAGGAGACGCCAGUUACUCUGUGUGGAAGACAGCUGGCUAAUGCCAGACUAUUGGUUUGUUUCGGAGAAUUUGUGGAGAAACGAACAUCGCCCGAAUCUAUAUUUGCUGCAUUGGCCGAUGGUGACAAAUGGCUCGAUAGCUACAUGUGGAGCGGCCGGCGAGGAGCGCUCAGCGCUGAUUGGUCUCGUUACAAGCGUGACGGACUUGCUGACGAAUGCUGCUUGAAGCCUUGCACCACUGACGUCAUACUGAACUAUUGCUAAACGUGCUACAA
This is a messenger RNA of Colias croceus (clouded yellow), 404 nucleotides long. RefSeq names its product bombyxin G-1-like. Gene Ontology annotation, molecular function: hormone activity. Gene Ontology annotation, cellular component: extracellular region. Bases 49 to 393 code for a protein of 114 amino acids. NCBI's taxonomy places the organism in Eukaryota, Metazoa, Arthropoda, Insecta, Lepidoptera, Pieridae. The transcript has 3 exons. The record is from RefSeq and is a predicted model, not a curated record.